Molecule: messenger RNA, 423 nt
Organism: Phytophthora sojae
Lineage: Eukaryota; Oomycota; Peronosporomycetes; Peronosporales; Peronosporaceae
Exons: 1
Source: RefSeq, a predicted model, not a curated record
UUUGAAGCUAAGAAAAUUGAUUGGCAGAGUGAGAAACAGAGUUCUCGAAUUUUGGUCAUCACUACUGCGAACUUGAAGGGAAAUGCUACCGCUUGGUACAAGCUGAACAAGCGUGAGAUCAAGGACAUGCACGACCUGAUCGCCAAGUUGACAGACGAGUUCGUGCCUCCAGAUUUGCAAGAGCGUUUGGGUGAUCAACUCUACGCACUCAAGCAGAAGAAUUGUCCGAAUUUGGAGGCGUACAUCUCUCGUUUCCGUGAGGCUAUCAUGCAAGUCACGGACAUGAGUGAGUUGGACAAGAUCACUUACUUUACCCGUGGAUUAGUGAGCCCCACGCCCGAAGAAGUGCAAUACCGUCGCUGUACUACCGUUUCGCAAGCCAUGAAGAUUGCUUUGGAGUAUGAUCGAUCCCAUCACAUUCGU